CCCGAUCGGUCUUCGGCGCCUCCAACGUUAGCGGCGCCGCUCACCGCUUCCUCCGGGCGAGCAAAGCUGCAAAGGUCGGUGGUGUUGAGCUGACUCGGAGAUGUUGGUGUUGUUCGAAACCCCUGCGGGCUUAGCCCUGUUCAAAGUUUUGGAUGAAGGGAAGCUGGAUAAAGUUGAGGAUUUGUGGAAGGAGUUUGCUACAUCAGAGUCGGCUAGACAGAUCGUGAAGCUGAAAGCUUUCAAUAAAUUUGAGAACACUUCUGAUGCAUUAUCUGCUGCAACCUUGUUGAUUGAUAGCAAGCCCAGCAAGGGUCUCAGGAAGUUCUUACGUGCCCACUGUGAUGGCGAAACCUUGGCUGUGGCUGAUUCAAAACUUGGAAAUGCCAUCAAGGAGAAGCUGAAAAUUGAUUGCCUCCACAACAAUGCUGUGAUGGAACUAAUGAGAGGGCUUAGGAACCAACUGACGGAACUUAUAUCUGGGUUGGCUGUGCAAGAUUUAGCUCCAAUGAGUUUGGGAUUGUCACACAGCUUAUCUAGAUACAAGCUAAAAUUCAGCCCUGAUAAGGUGGACACAAUGAUUAUUCAGGCCAUAGGUUUGUUAGAUGAUCUUGACAAGGAGCUCAAUACGUAUGCCAUGAGAGUUCGCGAAUGGUAUGGGUGGCAUUUUCCAGAGCUUUCGAAGAUCGUACAGGACAAUAUUCAGUAUGCAAAGGUAGUAAAGCUGAUGGGAAACCGUACGAAUGCUGUCAAUCUUGAUUUCUCUGAGGUACUCUCUGAAGAUACUGAAGCUGAGCUGAAAGAAGCUGCAGUGAUUUCAAUGGGAACUGAAGUUAGUGACCUGGACUUAGCAAAUAUUAAAGAACUCUGCGACCAAGUUCUUGCUCUUUCAGAGUAUAGAGCGCAGCUUUAUGAUUACCUUAAAAGUAGAAUGAAUACCAUUGCACCAAAUCUGACUGCUCUUGUUGGGGAGCUUGUUGGAGCUCGUCUUAUUGCUCAUGGCGGUAGUUUAUUGAAUCUUGCAAAGCAACCAGGUAGCACAGUUCAGAUUCUUGGUGCAGAAAAGGCCCUGUUCAGAGCUCUCAAGACCAAACAUGCUACACCAAAAUAUGGGCUUAUCUUCCAUGCAUCUCUAAUUGGUCAGGCUGCACCAAAAAUUAAAGGGAAGAUUUCUCGUUCUCUUGCUGCAAAAACUGCUUUGGCUAUAAGGUAUGAUGCUCUUGGAGAUGGUCAAGACAACACUAUGGGAUUGGAAAAUCGAGCUAAGCUCGAAGCUCGCCUUAGGGUUCUUGAGGGCAGAGAAUUGGGUCGCUCUGCUGGUUCAACAAAAGGAAAGCCCAAGAUUGAGUUUUAUGAUAAGGAUCGAAAGAAGGGUGCAGGGGCUCUGAUCACUCCAGCAAAGACAUAUAAUCCCUCAGCUGAUCUUGUGCUUGGGCAAACCACUGAUCCAGCUCCAAAGAAGCCAGAUAGUGAACAUGAAGUGGCACGACCAAAGAGGAAGCACGGCGAAGCAGAACUGGCACCUACUGGAGAAGCAGCUGAAGGCUCUCUGAAAGAGGAGGGCGAUGGCGAAGGGGAGAAAAGGAAGAAGAAGAAAAGGAAGGUCGAGUCAGUUGACACUGUCAAUCAAAUUCCCAUUGAUGAAGCAGAGGAGCCGAUGAAAAAAAAGAAGAAGAAAAAGAAGGACGAAGCACAUGCGUCAGAGUUAGCAAACCGUGAUGACAGUGCUGCUCCAGAAUCCAAAGAGGAACUUAGCAAAGAGGAAAAGAAGAAGAAAAAGAAGAAGCAGGCUGAAGAAGUGCAAGAAGCAGGUGAUUCGGCAAGCAAGAAAAAGAACAAGAAGAAGAAGAAGAAAGAUAUGGGCCAGUGAGUUAUAUCUGUGUGCUCUGUGGCAAAAUGUGCUUGGGAAUGGCCUUGCUGUUCUCUAGUCUUGAGCUUGAGCUUAGAGAAACAUAACAAUUAUGUAUAAGUUUUUGUGUCUCUGUGGAUUGACAUUAUGUUAUUGUGGCUUACAUUACAACUCCCAAAUUGGAAGAGAGAAGAUUUU
Molecule: messenger RNA, 2044 nt
Organism: Musa acuminata subsp. malaccensis (wild Malaysian banana)
Lineage: Eukaryota; Viridiplantae; Streptophyta; Magnoliopsida; Zingiberales; Musaceae
Product: probable nucleolar protein 5-1
Cellular component (GO): small-subunit processome; box C/D methylation guide snoRNP complex
Molecular function (GO): snoRNA binding
Source: RefSeq, a predicted model, not a curated record